This is a messenger RNA of Papilio machaon (common yellow swallowtail), 2901 nucleotides long. RefSeq lists its product as uncharacterized. Lineage: Eukaryota; Metazoa; Arthropoda; Insecta; Lepidoptera; Papilionidae. The record is from RefSeq and is a predicted model, not a curated record. The transcript has 5 exons. The annotation marks the transcript as partial.
UUUUCCAGUUUGGCGUCGAAUUCGAAACCAAUUUCUUGGGCUUCUCUGAAGACAAGUCAAGUCUAAGCCAUGUUGUUACGAGUUCUGAUCGUCGUAAGCGUUACUACUCAAACAUGGUCGCAGUAUACGUACGCGAAUCAGAAGGUGCAACAAGGAGGCACGCAGUUCGAGUGGGGAUGGCAGCUGACACCAGUGGACGCACAACUACCUACAGACCACUUCUUUGUACAGACUGGGCCUCAAAUCCAGUUUGCGAACAAUAUAGGUGGUUUACAAAAUACCGGGCCACUGGUCGAUGCUACUGGCUUGAACUAUAAUACUGCGAUACCUUAUCAAAUAUAUCAAAAUCCAGAAAAUCAUACACAGACAAUCCAAGGAGUCAGCAGUGAACCACCAUUAGAUAUAUUUCUUCUGCAUCAGCAAUUCCCCAUCACGUUUGCACAAACACAACAAAAUAAGGUAUCAAGUGACUCUACCCAGUAUAUAAAUGAACAAAAUACAAACUCAUACACACACACUGGAUAUAAAAUACAAACAGAUCACACAACCACAGAAAAUAAUCCAACAAGCAAUCAAUUUAGCACAACAGCAUCUUAUAAAGAUAAUGACAAUGAAAAUAAUGCAAUAAUAACACCUAUUGUACAAGUUUUUAAAAAUCAUAAUUGCACAAACGAUGAUAUUGAAGAAAAAGAACAAUCGAAUAUAUUAGACGACAAAAUAACGACAUAUGAAAAUGUAAACGAAAAUUUCGGUGCAAAAGAACAAAGACCCUUAUAUAAAGGAGCUGCAGACUUUAAAAUUGAAACAAGAUCGAAUACGAAUAACGAAGGUUAUUAUUAUUAUUCUACGGAAAUUACUCCUACGACAAGAAAUUAUUACAAUGACCAAGAAGGUAUAUCAAAACUUGUAGCUUCAACACAAGAUCUUAUAAGUAACGACGAUUUGUUAACGAUCAACCAUUCAGCUGAAAAACAAGUUUAUAUCGACGAAUAUAUUAAACUAUACAAUCCAAGAACCGGUGAAUCUCAUAGUAAUCAAAAUAGACAAAAUCAAAUAACUUUAAAAGCGAAAAUAAAUAACAUAGAAAAAAAUUCUAUACCUAAUUCUAACACAAACAAUCAAAUACUUCUAAAUAACUACGAAAGCAAAUUUGCAUCACCUAUAGUUGUACAAGAUUCGAACAACGAUGAUUAUAAAGAACAAAUAUUAGACACUUUAGUGUCCACAAUGACACCAUUUAUUCAAAAUGGCUAUGAAAUUACUAGUAUAACGAAAAAUGAAAGUAAAAAUGCUUAUUUACCUCAUUACUUUAAUGAGGAAACAGUUUAUGUAACACCAAGACCUAUUGGACAGAAAUAUUUAGCUCCAAUAACAGUAGCUUUACGAUUAUUAAAUUCUAAUAACACUGAUAUUUUUAAUACAAUAGAAGAUCAUGACACUUCAGAUAGUGAAUUUGUUGAAGAGAAAGUAAAAAUACCUUCUAAAGAAAGAACAAUUGUUGAAAUACAAGAAUCAAUUCCAUUAGAUAUAACUCAUAUAAAUGAAGUAGAGGUUCAUCAAUAUUUAGAAGAAGGUAGAAGUAACUAUCCAUUAAACGAAGACAGAUAUUUACACAAUACAUUUGAAGAUCAACAAAGAAAUCAGGAACAAAAUAUUAAAGAAAUCUCUCAUGAAUAUGGUAAGAAAAAUAUUGAAAGAUACAAUGCAAAUAGUAAUUUUGCUAAUGAAGUACAAAAUAAUGAUGAAAGAAAUGAGGAAUUAGAAUCUAGCGAAAAUAUGGAAGCUAAAAUUACAGUUAAAUACAACAAUUACAAAGAAAAUCAACAAAAUAACACCAAUAAUGAAAUUUUUUUUGGAAAACGAAACAAUCGUAAAGUUAUUCAACCAAUAAUCGUCGAAAAAGAAGUACCUGUUCCACAAUACAUAGAACGAUACAUUGAAAAACCAAUAUCGAAUUCCGAAUCAAAAGCAAACUAUGUACCGGUCGUUAUACCAGUGCCAUACGAGAAAAUUGUUGAAAAACCUAUUGAAGUCACGAAAUAUAUUAACAAACCAUAUCCGGUACAAGUUCGACAACCCUAUCCCGUACCAAUUAAAGUACCUUACCCGGUGGAGCAGAAAGUAUACGUAGAUAGACCAGUACAUGUCCCAUACCCAGUAGAAAAAGUAGUCGAGAAAGAAGUUAUAAGGAACGUUCCCGUACCAACUCCUGUCGCCGUACCGGUUAAAGUACAAGUUCCAGUCGAAAAACCAGUCAUAGUACCAAUUCCAGUAGAAAGACCGUAUCCAGUACCUGUCGAAAAACCAGUAGAGAAGAUUGUUGAAAAAGAAAUCCGUGUCCCUUAUCCUGUUGAGAAGAAAGUAUUGUACCCUGUACCUUAUGAAAAGACGGUCCACGUACCGGUAGAGAAAAUUGUAGAAAAACCAGUACACAUAAACGUACCAGUACCUAUACCUGUGCAAAUUAUUAAACAUUACCCUGUUGACAGAAUCGUUGAGAAAAAAGUACCUUACCCUGUAGAGAAAGUAGUCGAAAAGGUUGUUGAAAAACCAACAAUCGUUACUAAAUAUAUCGACAGACCUUAUCCCAUUGAAAAUCCUUACAACUUAGAAAAGAGAACAGAAAAUAAAAUGCCAUAUAGUUUUCAAACUUACUCUAUAGAUAAUUCUAAAGCAGAAGAAUCUCAAAAUGUACCACAGUAUUUUCAAAACCAAUACCAAAAGUUUAAACAAAAUAAACCAGAAAAAUCACCUUAUUUCAAUCAACUUCAAGGAUAUUUAAAAGAGAAUCAAGAGCAGUUUACUUACGCUGUACCAAUUCAGACUACACAAUGGGGUAGUCUGUAUGCUUCUACAUAUAAAUAUAUAAAUAUGAAACCUAAUCAAGCAAAAAACAAUCAA